This is a messenger RNA of Apaloderma vittatum (bar-tailed trogon), 321 nucleotides long. RefSeq names its product glucagon-like. Gene Ontology annotation, cellular component: extracellular region. NCBI's taxonomy places the organism in Eukaryota, Metazoa, Chordata, Aves, Trogoniformes, Trogonidae. The record is from RefSeq and is a predicted model, not a curated record. Gene Ontology annotation, biological process: positive regulation of insulin secretion involved in cellular response to glucose stimulus; negative regulation of apoptotic process; adenylate cyclase-modulating G protein-coupled receptor signaling pathway. The transcript is spliced from 3 exons. Gene Ontology annotation, molecular function: hormone activity; glucagon receptor binding. Bases 1 to 321 code for a protein of 106 amino acids.
AUGCGGAUGAUGCAGUGGCUGUACCUCUCCGGGCUGGUCUUUUCUGCGCUGAUCGCAGCAGGGCGGCAGAUGGGACCCGAGGACUGGGAUGACACAUCCAGGUGGCAGUCGUACAAACCCCAAAGCGCCCGAAGCGUUGCAUCCAGCACCAAGAGACAUUCGGAAGGGACCUUCACCAGCGACUUCACGCGCUACCUGGACAAGAUGAAGGCCAAGGACUUUGUGCACUGGCUCAUCAACACCAAGCGCUCCACAAAGCGGUACCUGAGGGAGGAGCCCCGCGGCGUCCCCUUCCCGGGCAAGGUCCUGCCAUUCCUGUAA